AUGUAUCGUGCAUCAAGUUACCUAAAAUUGUUCUCAAGUGUAUGCGUCUUAACGUUUAUCCUCCUGCUUGAAUGCCAUCACUGUGCGUAUGAGACGGAGAAUAAAAAUGUAGACCUCUUUUCGGAGGCGCACGAGCUGCUUGACCAGGGCGAGUACGCCAAAUCGUUCGCCUUCCUGAGGACAUGCGUGCACUACGACAUAAGGUGCCUAACGCUCAGUGGAGUGUUCUACUACCUGGGACUGGAGCCCGUGGAGAGGGACGUUGUCAACGCGCUGUACAUAUGGAAGGUGUGCGCAGACUACGGCAGCGCGGAUGCGCAGUUCAACCUGGGGAUUAUGUACUCGAAUUAUUUCUCCCUGCCAAACUUGUACUCAUACUAUGUGGAGGAGCCGCGGAUAGAGGAUACGUUCGUUCUGCUCAGAGUGUACCUCCGCUUGGAAGGGGUCUAUUUGAGGAGGAGAGUAGUCUACUGCUUACGAGGAGGAGGCGUUAAAUGCCAGGUGUGGGAUAGAGAAGAAGAAGAAGCGCAGGACAGAAACAACCCCAGUGAAGAGGAGAAGACUUUUCGAACCCCUCCAGUGGUGACACUCACAAGGAAGAACAAGCUAAUUGUGAAGAUAAAAAAUAUCAGAUACAACAUAGAUGAGUUGAAAUGGUAUUUUGACGAAAUAGAGAAUUUCCCGAAUAGGGAUUACCUGGAAAAGAAUGGAAAGAGAUUAAACUUCAGAAGAAAUCAUAACUUAAGUUUGCUAUACUUUUACAGUAGUAGUUUGGCUAACCAUCCAGGAAGUAUCUUAUCCUUAGGAAUAAGAUAUAUGAAUGGUUAUGGAGUGCAGAAGAAUUGCGAAACUGCAUCUAGGUACUAUCUAAAGCUAACAAACGGGAUCAUCAAUGCAGAUAAUAGAACCCAUUUCCAGAUGUCAGACUUGAUUAAACUAAACAUACCACAUUAUGAUCACUACAAUAUCAAUAAUAAGAAAAUCAGAAAUAUAGAACUGUUUUUGGAAACCUCUCUACAUGACAAUCACAGAAUUUUGACUAUGAUCGCACGUAGGUACCUCCUAGGAAUAGACGGGGUGGAAAAGAAUUACAAAAAAGCACUCGCUUAUCUAAGCAAAGCGGCAAGGUAUGAUAACUCUGAGGCCAUAUCCUUAUUAGGAUAUAUUCAUCUCCUAGGGUUAGGAGUACAAAUUGACUAUAGGAAAGCUACUGAUUAUUUUAUCAGGGGGAAUAAAUUAAAGGACCCUCUAAGUUCUAAUGGGCUAGGCUAUAUACACUUCUUCGGAUUGGGUAUUUUUAAAAAGAAUCCCCAGUUGGCCUUUUACUAUUUCGAGUUAGCUGCAAAGAGUAGCCUCUCAUCCGCACAGUUCAAUUUAGCCUGCUUAUAUUUAAGUGGUGUCGGAAUUACCCAAUCAUUCCAUAAGGCUUUCUACUGGUUUUAUAAGUCGCUAAAUAAUGGAAAUGUUCUAGCUGCGUAUGUUAUAGGCUUUAUGCACUACAAUGGGAUCAUCAGCAACCGAAACUGUAAUGUAGCCUUGUCUCUGCUUGCCAAGGUGGCUGAAAAUAACUCCUUCAUUCUGAGCACCUCCAAUAGGAUUAUUCGAUAUACAGAAAAGGGCAGAAUGAAGGAGGCUCUGUUUCUCAUGGCGCAACUCGCCGAAACGGGCAACGUCCAGGCUCAGAUAGGCAUAUCUCAAAAUAUUAACAACGCGCAGUUUGCUCUCUUCUUACCCCCCAAUGAUAAAGCGAAGAAGGUUUAUGCCAGCAGGUUCCUCGCUAUGGCGUCAGAGAACAACGACUUUAAAUCGCUUUUCACGCUUGGAGAUUAUGCCUAUCAGGGGCAAGGCUUGUACGUCCGCAUAUUCCCCAAGAAUAACUUGCCCUUCGACGCGCUUUACGACGUCAACGGUGAUGAGUACCUCUUCCGCUCUGGCGCGGCGAAGGAGGGGAAGCAGCCUAAGCAGUCUGACGAGGCUAACCUGUCUGAUGAGGCAAAGAAGGCUAACCUGUCUGAUGAGGCAAAGAAGGCUAACCUGUCUGAUGAGGCAAAGAAGGCUAACCUGUCUGACGAGGCGAAGAAGGCUAACCUGUCUGACGAAAUAAUCUCCGCCGACUUCGUCGACGAAGAGGGCCUCAUCUUUAACGACCGCUGGCGAUUCAACUACGGAUUAAAGUUCUCCUUUAACGAGGUGGACUACCACCUAGCAUAUCACCAUUACAAAAGCAUUAUUUCGUACUACCCCAACAACUUUUACGUCAUUCAAACCAUAUCACACGCCUGCUACAAUUUAGGCUUCAUGCAUUAUUACGGCAUAGGGGUGGCUAAGAAUAUUCAGAAGGCUCUAGUCUAUUUCAAUUCCUCCAUUAAAAUUUACCCCACACAUAAGACCCCCUCCGUUUUGUUUGUCCUCUAUAUAAAAUUUAACAAACAUCUGUAUAACUUCAAGAAGAAGUUUCAGCACCUCAAGGGCUUCCUGCCCCUCUAA
Plasmodium inui San Antonio 1 is the source of this 2487-nucleotide messenger RNA. RefSeq lists its product as hypothetical. The record is from RefSeq and is a predicted model, not a curated record. Lineage: Eukaryota; Apicomplexa; Aconoidasida; Haemosporida; Plasmodiidae. Bases 1 to 2487 code for a protein of 828 amino acids. Gene Ontology annotation, molecular function: protein binding. The transcript is spliced from 3 exons.